AUGGCUCUCCACAAACGCAAAAUUGCUCAAACCCCAUUAUGUCCUAUAUGCCAAGCUCAUGAGGAAUCUAUUGAGCAUUUGCUCCUCUUUUGCCCGUGGGUCAAAUUGAUUUGGUUUGGAGGCCCUCUUAAUUAUAAAAUUGACAAGCAGGGAAUUACCACUUUUGACCAAUGGUUGCUGAAAUGUACCAUGGAUGGGCUCCAAUCUAAGGAGGAAAAAAGGCGCAUAUCUUACAUUAUUGCUGUUACUUGCUGGAUUAUUUGGAAAUCAAGGAACCGUUUUGUCUUUGAUCAUUGCAAACCACAACCCCUCUUGGCCAUCAAAACCAUUCUUUCUCAAGUGGAGGAGCUGGCUGCGUUGAAUAACAAAAGGAAUGUGAGGAAGCUUUACGAAGGACCCUCUCCAAAUCCUACCUCUUGGACAGCCCCAGAUGCCCAUGUUAUUAAAGUUAACUUUGAUGCUGCUUGGUUGGCAUCCUCUGGCAAAGCAGGAGCAGGUCUUAUUGCACGAAAUGCUAAUGGUGAGUUCGUGGGAGCGAAAUGCCUAUCCUUUCAAGCGGAAUCUGCGAUCAUGGCUGAGGCAAUUGCUGGUUUGGAAGGUUGCAAAUGGGCAUCUGAGCUGGGCUUAUCUAAGGUUUGCUUUGAAUUUGACUCCAAAGAGCUGGUUGAAGUUCAGAGCGUGAAAGGAAACAUAAAACGUGGAAGAUGGAAUCUAUACCCACUUAUAUCAAGGAUUCGUGAAUGCAACUCCAUCUUCUCAAACUGUAACUGGGCAUGGACUGGUAGGAAAAACAAUGAAGCGGCAGAUCAUCUUGCGUCGCUGGCACUAUCGAGGUUGAGUCCGGAAGUCUGGGUACCCAGGCCCCCCACCUCUCUUGUGCAUAUCUUAAAUCGUGACGGUCUUCCCUGCCCUCCUCGAGCCUCCACAUAG
Molecule: messenger RNA, 930 nt
Organism: Prunus mume (Japanese apricot)
Lineage: Eukaryota; Viridiplantae; Streptophyta; Magnoliopsida; Rosales; Rosaceae
Source: RefSeq, a predicted model, not a curated record